This is a messenger RNA of Carassius carassius (crucian carp), 2448 nucleotides long. Its product is annotated as beta-1,3-galactosyl-O-glycosyl-glycoprotein beta-1,6-N-acetylglucosaminyltransferase 4-like. Gene Ontology annotation, molecular function: acetylglucosaminyltransferase activity. Bases 488 to 1756 code for a protein of 422 amino acids. Lineage: Eukaryota; Metazoa; Chordata; Actinopteri; Cypriniformes; Cyprinidae. Gene Ontology annotation, cellular component: membrane. The transcript is spliced from 3 exons. The record is from RefSeq and is a predicted model, not a curated record.
GGCCAGAGAUUUUCUUCUGUCUUCUUAGAGAUAAAAAGAAAAUAGUAUAACUUCUAAAUGUGUACCUUUGGGGAAAACAAAUAAUUGCUGUUGCCUUACAGCAAUAAUUGGCCUAUUUCCAUAUCGCAGAGCUAUUCUGAACGAAGUGUAUGUCAUCGUUGGAGAAUUUGUUUCUGCAUUUAGAAGCUGUGUUUUAAAUAGAUUUGUAAGCGUAUGAGAUGUCAGCACUGCACAUUUGAGUUUGGAAACUUUUCCCUGGGCUGUACUGUAUCUUUCUUGGAUUUAUGUCCUUCCUUUGUUAAGUUUGUCAUCUUUCGCAGCGGAAUGAACAUUUAAUCAGUUUUAUAAAAUAUCCCGAUUUCGCUUCCUUUGUUCGCGCGGAUGACGUCGAUGUAACUGCACAACUUGUGCAUGCUGGUGUCGUUCAGAGGAUAGUGCCAAUGCUACUGAAAAAGUUUCAUCUUAAGGCCUCAAAGCAUUGCAAAGAAUGAGAAGAUUGUGGAAUCGCCUCAAACUGAGACAUAUGAUAUUUAUCGUUUUAAUGCUGGCACUUCUUAUAUGUUGUUUCAGAAUCACAAUUUCAAUAGUAAAUGAAGGAGAACAGGAAACAGGACAGUCUGAGAGGCCACGGCUGACAGUACGAUAUAACAUUAAUUGCACAGCAAUAUAUGAAAUGGAACCAGUGGAAUUGGGCAAAACUUUAGAAAUUCGCAAGCAAAAAAGUUACGUAGGGCCAACCGAUGAGGCUGUUGUGAAUGCCACCUCUGACUGUGAUCGGUUUGUUAUGUCACGGGGCUAUGAUAGGAUUCAAGGCUCUGACUUUGAGCUUGAAUUUCCCCUUGCUUUUUCUUUGGUUGUUCACCAGGAUGCGGCUCUUGUGGAGAGGUUGCUAAGGGCCAUUUAUAUGCCGCAUAAUAUAUACUGCAUACAUUAUGAUCUGAAGUCCUCAGAUGACUUUAUUUCAGCAAUGAAAGGUCUGGCCCGCUGCAUCCCCAACAUCUUCAUUGCCUCAAAAUUGGAGAGGGUGCAGUACGCAGGAAUCUCACGACUCAAAGCGGAUCUUAAUUGUUUGUCUGACCUCCUAUAUUCUGAGGUCAAAUGGAAGUAUGUCAUCAACCUCUGUGGUCAGGACUUUCCACUGCGGACAAAUGCUGAGCUGGUGACAGAUCUAAAAGAGCUGAAAGGCAGGAACAUGGUGGAGAGCAAGAGGCCUGGCGGAAAGACAGGUCGCUGGAGUGUUCAUUAUUUACUAAAAGAUAAUAACUCACAGUAUUAUGAGUCUCCUGUAAGCACCCCUGAGAUGAAAUCUCCACCUCCUCACAACAUAGAAAUGUUUGUGGGCAGCGCAUACUUCACACUUUCAAGAGAAUUUGUGGUUAUUGUUUACCAGAGUUUGCUAGCCAGGGAUUUCUUGACUUGGUGUGAGGAUACAUACUCACCUGAUGAACAUUUCUGGGCAACUCUGAUUCGUGUGCCUGGAGUACCAGGGGAAGUACCAAGAUCUGAUCCUGAGGUCUCAGAACUGAUCAGUAAAACCCGCCUGGUGAAGUGGUCAUAUCUAGAAAGGAUUCUUUAUCCACCAUGCACUGGAGUCAGUAUACGUUCUGUAUGUAUUUAUGGUGCAGCUGAGCUCAGAUGGCUGCUAAACUACGGCCACUGGUUUGCUAACAAAAUCGAUCCAAAAGUGGAUCCUGUUCUUACAGAAUGUUUAGAAGAGAUUCUUUCAGAAAAACAACUAAGGCCAAAAUUGCAGUGAGAAGGACAUAUUUUUCAGGAUUUUUAUAACUUACUUUGAAAAUUCACUUGUUUUGAAUGUAUGUAUAUUUGUGUGAUUCAGUCAGCACGAAGUGCAAUCCUUAGUUUUAGGGUUUGAAUGGCAUUUGAGCAAAAGUUAUGAAUUAAUAGUUCAAAAAAGAAAAUAACAAAUUAGAUUAAGAUGUAUUGAUCUUCAGGCUAUCCAAUAUGUAAAUGAGUUUGUUUCUUCAUCCAAACAAAUUUGGAGAAAUUUGGCAUAUACAUUACACCAAUGGAUCCACUUCAGUAAAUGGGGGCAGUCAGAAUGAGAGUUCAAAAAGCUGAUAAACAUAUCACAAUAUACAAAUAAUUCACAUAACUCCAGUCCAUCAGUUAACUUCUUUUGAAGUGAAAAGCUAUGUGCUUAUAAGACAUUAAAUCCAUCAUUAAGGCAUUUAAAUCUUGAAAAAUAAGAGUUUGUAAUUCAUAGAUGCGUCCUCUAGUGAAAAAAAUCCAUCCUUUGUUGUCUUUCCACAUCAGAUUCACUGUCAUAUUUGUUUAGAGCUGUUUUAAACUUGCAGGAGGGUGGCCUGAGAGUGAGUACAUUUUCAGCAAAUAUAUAUAUAAAUAUAUAAAUAUAUAUUCUAAUUUAUUUAGGCUCAGAGAAAUGGCUUAAAGAAACUCAAGCAACAAUUCACUGAGAAUAAAUUUGCA